Dromiciops gliroides (monito del monte) is the source of this 1919-nucleotide messenger RNA. Its product is annotated as carbohydrate sulfotransferase 4-like. NCBI's taxonomy places the organism in Eukaryota, Metazoa, Chordata, Mammalia, Microbiotheria, Microbiotheriidae. The record is from RefSeq and is a predicted model, not a curated record. Gene Ontology annotation, molecular function: N-acetylglucosamine 6-O-sulfotransferase activity. Gene Ontology annotation, biological process: protein sulfation; N-acetylglucosamine metabolic process.
AUGGGAGAAAUGUCCAGUGAUGCUGGAAAGAUAGGUGUGGCUGGGAUAAGACAUUCUCAGUCAGCUCGUCACAGAUUCUCAGGGGAAGGGGGGAGGGUCAGGACGUUGACCUCGGCAUUUGAGCGAGCAUUUCUUUUGGGGCCUGACAGGCUCUCCACAUCCUGCAGAGUUCUUCUGGAAAACAAGCCAAGGCUUUUCUUCUUUCUGGUGUUGCAAUCGGCAGUCAUCAUCUUGUUCUCCCAACUCCCUGGCAACAGCCAAAGCCUGAAGAAGCCAAGGGAGGUGCAGGCGCUGAUCCUGUCCUCCUGGCACUCAGGCUCCUCCCUCAUGGGCCAGCUCUUCAGUCAGUGCCCAGACGUCUUGGCCUGGCACGUCGUCGGGUUGGCUUUCUCUGGCAGUAGCCUUGCCGUGCUGCAGGAGCACGUGCAGGGCCUGGUCCGUUCCAUUCUCCUCUGCGAUAUGACUGUCCUGGGUAGCCACGUGGGCCCUGGGGCCAGAGGACAGUCUGACCUCUUCAUGUGGGAGACCAGCAGGGUCUCGUGCUCUCCUCCUGCCUGUGCUGCCUUUCCGCGUGACACUAUCACUUCUGAGUCUGAAUGUAGGCCUCUGUGCAGUAAACAGCCCUUCAGUGGGGUGCAGAAGGCCUGCCACUCCUAUGGCCAUGUGGUGCUCAAGGAGGUUCGCUUCUUCAACCUCAAGGGCCUCUACCCACUCUUGACCCACCCUGCUCUCAACCUGUACAUUGUUCACCUGGUACGUGACCCCCGGGCUGUGUUCUGUUCCCGAGAACGCACAAAAGGUAAACUGAUGUUGGACGAUCGUAUCUUACUGGGGCAGCAGUGGAACAGGCUGACGGCCACACACAGGUCCUAUUACGUGAUGAAGCUGAUUUGCCAAAGUCAACGGGAUAUCUAUGAAGCCGCACAGCGACUAGAGGGCCCUCUGCAGAGACGCUACCUCCUCAUGUGCUAUGAGGAUCUGGUCCGGGAGCCGCUGGCCCAGGUCUCCCAGCUCUACAAUUUCUCAGGAUUACACGUCUUGCCUCAGCUCCAGUCCUGGGUUCAGUUCAUUACUCAUGGGCAGGGUUUGGGAAAUGAUUCCUUCUACCCAAAUUCCAGGGACAGCCUCAAUGUUUCCCAGGCUUGGCGCUGGUCACUGUCUUAUAAAAAGGUGAGCCGACUGCAGGUGAUCUGUGGUGAUUUUAUGAGUCUGAUGGGCUAUCGGCCAGCUUGGUCUGAGCAAGAGCUGAAGAAUCUGUCACUGGAUCUGCUGUCUUCCCUGAAACCCACCCAGCUGAGCAGUCCAUGGGCUGACUCAAAGCCCAGCUCACUUGCUCGCUCACUUUCCCUCUCUCUCUAGCAGCCCCAACCACAGUGACAGCUAACCAGAUGCUUCACAGUCUACAAGAGCCCAUGGAUAAAUGUCACCCAACACCACACAGGGAAAAACAUUCUAUGUCCACAUUCUGUCCAAACAAGAGGCAGUGUAAACAAAUUGGACCCUUCCAUAGUACUGAGCAUUUAGGUUUUUGAAACCCAAUCAUUUUCUCUUGAAAAUCUUUUUAGAUUAAAAGAUAAAACAAAAUUCAGGUAUGCCUCACACUGUCAGCUAACAUGUUCCUAAAAAGCUGUUAACAAAUCAGCUCCAUCUCAGGCCAGUCACACUCUUUUUUGGUCUUUAGCUUCCUGUAACCUUCACCUCGGGAUGCAGCAGGACAGAGGGGGCUUUGGACAGAGCUAUGGAGUUCUCUGCUUCCAGUUCUUCCAGUUCUCAGUGGCUCGGGAGUGGAGACUUCUGAAAAGAUGGCCUGGAACACAGGCUUCCAUUUUGUUUCAGGUUAUUAGAGCCAUGGAAGACUGGGGGGAGGGGACGGGGGACGGGGGCAGGGGAGAAGAGAGGAGGUUCACAAAAACAGUGAC